Dictyostelium purpureum is the source of this 958-nucleotide messenger RNA. RefSeq lists its product as uncharacterized. Gene Ontology annotation, molecular function: oxidoreductase activity. Gene Ontology annotation, cellular component: endoplasmic reticulum. The coding region runs from base 1 to 921 and encodes 306 amino acids. The transcript has 5 exons. NCBI's taxonomy places the organism in Eukaryota, Evosea, Eumycetozoa, Dictyosteliales, Dictyosteliaceae. The record is from RefSeq and is a predicted model, not a curated record.
AUGAUUGAAGUUAUUAAAAGUCUUUCUCUAGCCAUUGGUUUAGGUGUUAUAAUCAGAUUUGUUUACCAUUUGGCCAUGUUCGUUUUUGCUUUUACUUUUAGAGCUCCAAUAAACAUUAAAAAAUAUGGUAGUUGGGUUGGCAAGUUGAAUAUGGUUACCGGUGCUACCGAUGGUAUUGGUAAAGCAUAUUGCCAUCAAUUUGCCAAAAAAGGUCUCAAAAUUUGCUUAGUUAGUAGAAACCAAGAAAAAUUAGACUCUGUUGCCUCAGAAAUUGAAAAAAAAUACAAAGUAAAAACUAAAGUUAUUUCAUUUGAUUUUGACACACCCGAUGAUACUAAAUAUCAAACAUUAUUCAAACAACUGAGUAGUUUAGAUAUUGGAGUUUUAGUUAAUAAUGUCGGUAUUGGAUAUGAUCCAAUGCUCUUUGAAGAAUUACAACCAAGUGUCAUUGAAUCAUUAAUAAACAUAAAUAUUAGACCUCUCACUGUUUUAUCUAGAUUAGUUAUCCCAAAAAUGGUUGAAAAAAGAAGAGGUUGUAUUAUUAACAUAAGUUCUAUAACUGCUAUUGCCCCAGGUGGUUGUCCAUUAUUAUCUGUAUACUGUGGGACCAAAGCUUUUAUCGAAAAAUUUUCACUUUCUUUAAAUUAUGAAUAUGCUACAAAAGGGGUUUUUGUUCAAUGUGUUACCCCAGCUAUUGUUGCUAGUAACAUGUCUAAAAUUAGUAAACCUUCAUUAUUCAUUGCAUCACCUGAAGCAUUGGCUAUAUCAGCUGUUUCUACCAUUGGUUACGAGAAGAUUACAACAGGUUAUUGGACUCACGAACUUCAAGCCUUUUUUAUAAAGAAUUUACCACAAUAUGUUUCUGAAAAAUUUUUAUACCUGAUGUGUUUUUAUUAUGGGGAAAGAAACAAAAAAAUUUAAAUAAAUUUACAAAAUAAAAUAAAAUUAUUAUCGCACC